UUAAAUGCCCGAAAUGCUUCGCAAGAAAGAGGCGUUUACGCUGGUGACGCCAAUCCCGGGCUUCAUCCCGCGACAGCUGGCCAUCGACAUCCUGCACUCUCACAGCGAGGUCCUCACUCUCAACCCGCUCGUCCUCGGCCACAAGCCCAUCCCAGCGCCUCGCAAUGCCGCCGCCGACGAGUUCUACAGCACCUGGUACGAAAUCGAGGAGCGCAUCCAGGUCAUCCCCGGAAUGGGCAAGAUGGGCGCCGGCAAGAUCAAGUUCAACGGCUGCUUCCACGACAUGCCCUGGGGCCUGCAGACUCACAUCUAUGCGCCCAUGAACAUUGACCUGCGCAACAAGUAUCGCAUUUGCGGCAACCAGCCCGGCAUCGAGCCGCCAGAGACUCGCGAGAUUGGCCUGGAGAGCCUGGGAGCCCCCGCCGACGGCCUCUACCUGCGCGAAGACAUCGAGUUCAAGUGCAACAUCGCCAUGGUUACCUUUGUCAGAGCCCAGCUCAAGGCUGCCAACCGAGAGAUGGUCCAGCGCAUCAUCAAAAAGGCCGAACUUCUUGACGCCGGCGUUCUUCAAGCCAUGAUGGAGGACGGCAAGCUCAAGACAGUCAACCCGAUGGAUCGCUCCAUCACGCCCGCAGUGGGCUCGAUGCAAGAUCCCAGACGGCAAUCUGCUUACGCGCAGAGCCCACCCUUUGGACAGCAAAGCCCACAGCUGGCACAGGCAUCUCAGAUGCCACCAAGCUACUCGCCAGGAUACCCCCAACACGCUUACCCUGCUCCCUCGCAGACGCCUCAGCUGCAGGAUCCUCGCCAAUCCAUGUACCAGCAGCAGCAACACCAGGGCAUGUAUGCGCCGCCGCCAAUUCCGCCCAAGGAACAAAUGGUCAUCAUGGAGCUUCCGGGCGACUUCCCUCCUCAUGUUUCUCCUGGCCUCUACCCGUCUCCGCUGCCCAGCCCGGGAUAUCGUCCAGCUUCAGGAUCUUCAAAUGAUCCUCGAUGGUCGCAGGGCCAGCCAAGCCCGGGUUUGGUCAAUCCACUCAGGCUGAGCAACGUGAGCCAACUCUCCACAAGCAGCGCAGGCCAUCCUCAUGGUUUUGUAAGCGAGCUUUCGACACACAAUGAAAAGUCAGAGUAUUAGAUGCAUUGUGCUGCACUUUCACGUUUUUUAUUCCCCCUUUUCUAAUUUCGACGAAGACGAGAUAAAAUUUUAUAAGAUACCAAUGGUGAAUGAAGAGAAAUGAUGUCUGCCAGAGAUGAAAGAGAAGCUCGUUAAUACCAAAGAUGACGGGGGAAUUUGAGACGCAAUCUUUUCGUCGAUCGAUACACUGUGGCGUAUCUUUCAAAUUUCUUUUGUAUUAUUCUUCUGUACAUAUAUACCCCAUCCAAAGACAUGUGGUAAUUCUUUUGUUUUAUUGUUAUACCUAGGGAAUCUUGGAAAAAUAGUUUGGAGCUUGGAAUACCACUUAGCGUUAUUUUUGGUAAUUAAUACAUGAUCUCAUUGCUUUUGUA
Messenger RNA from Trichoderma atroviride IMI 206040, 1506 nucleotides. RefSeq lists its product as uncharacterized. The record is from RefSeq and is a predicted model, not a curated record. Lineage: Eukaryota; Fungi; Ascomycota; Sordariomycetes; Hypocreales; Hypocreaceae.